This is a messenger RNA of Radiomyces spectabilis, 1157 nucleotides long. RefSeq names its product P-loop containing nucleoside triphosphate hydrolase protein. Gene Ontology annotation, cellular component: Elg1 RFC-like complex; nucleus; Rad17 RFC-like complex. The record is from RefSeq and is a predicted model, not a curated record. NCBI's taxonomy places the organism in Eukaryota, Fungi, Mucoromycota, Mucoromycetes, Mucorales, Radiomycetaceae. Gene Ontology annotation, biological process: DNA repair; DNA-templated DNA replication. Gene Ontology annotation, molecular function: DNA clamp loader activity; DNA binding; ATP hydrolysis activity. Bases 34 to 1050 code for a protein of 338 amino acids. The transcript is spliced from 6 exons.
UGCACUUUUAAACAUAAUCACACCUAUAUUAUAAUGAGCAGCUCUAUGGAUAUCGAUGCGAAAGCCAAAUCUGAAGGCUAUGUGUUACCAUGGGUCGAAAAGUACAGACCAGUUUAUCUCAAAGAUAUCGUGGGCAAUGAAGACACUGUUUCACGAUUACAGACCAUUGCACGCGACGGCAAUUUGCCUAACAUUAUCUUGACGGGUCUGCCUGGUAUUGGUAAAACAACGAGCAUUCUAUGCUUAGCCCAUGAAUUGCUGGGCAGUGCUUACAAGGAAGCCGUUUUGGAAUUAAACGCCUCGGACGAUAGAGGCAUUGACGUUGUUCGAAACCGUAUUAAAGCGUUUGCACAAAAAAAAGUAACAUUGCCUCCUGGACGUCACAAAAUCAUUAUUUUGGACGAAGCCGACAGUAUGACAGGCGGUGCACAACAGGCACUUCGUCGCACGAUGGAAAUCUAUUCGAGCACCACACGAUUCGCGCUGGCGUGUAAUCAGUCCAACAAAAUCAUUGAACCUAUCCAGUCGCGAUGUGCCGUUUUACGAUAUGCACGACUCAGCGACAGUCAACUGCUCCAUCGUCUCAUCCAAAUCUGCGAGAAAGAAAAUGUGCCUUACAAUGACGGCGGCUUGGAAGCGCUUAUAUUCACGGCCGACGGUGAUAUGCGUCAGGCCAUCAACAAUCUACAAUCUACCUUUUACGGUUUCAAAUAUGUCAGCGCAGACAAUGUGUUCAAAAUUUGUGACCAGCCUCAUCCUGUCGUGAUUCAAAAUAUUCUGCAAAACUGUGCCGACGGCCGAGUGGAUUCGGCGGUGAAUACCAUGAAGGAACUCUACGAUUUGGGUUACUCUGCGUUAGAUAUCAUUACCACCAUCUUUCGCGUGGUGAAAAACUAUGUGCAACUGGACGAGCAGCUCCGGCUAGAUUUCUUAAAGGAAAUCGGCUUCACACACAUGCGCAUUAUCGACGGUCAUCAAAGCUUAGUACAAUUAUCGGGGCUUGUUGCCAAAUUAUGCAAAGUCUCUAUGAAACCCCAUCAGCAAGCAUAGCUCUACAUUCUCUAUUCAUUUUACAGUUGGAUUGAAAGAAAAUUCAGCGAUUCUCUUUCAUUAAAUCUUUCAGCGGGUUUGCAGACAUUUUUUUGACCCCACUUUCA